AUGACAAUGGCCAACGGCGGCGAGGUUCACCCUUCCGCUGCCAACGGCGGAGAGAAGGGCGGAACCAAGCCGUUCAAGAUCUUCGUCGGUUACGAUCCGCGCGAAGAUCUGGCGUACAAGGUCUGCCGACACUCCAUCCUCAAGAGAUCUUCCAUCCCGGUCGAGAUUCAUCCGAUCAUCCAGUCCGACCUCCGGAAGAGCGGCCUGUAUUGGCGGGAGCGAGGCAAGCUGGAGAGCACCGAGUUCUCCUUCUCCCGUUUCCUCACCCCGCACCUGGCCGAUUACGACGGGUGGGCAAUGUUCGUCGACUGCGAUUUCCUCUAUCUGGCCGACAUCAAGGAGCUCCACGAUCUGGUCGACGAUAAGUACGCCAUCAUGUGCGUCCACCAUGACUACACCCCGAAGGAAACCACCAAGAUGGAUGGCGCGGUUCAGACCGUUUACCCGAGGAAGAACUGGUCUUCAAUGGUGCUCUACAACUGCGGGCACCCGAAGAACAAGGUGCUGACCCCAGAAGUUGUGAAUACCCAGACGGGUGCUUAUCUGCACAGGUUCCAGUGGCUUGAUGAUCAAGAAAUUGGGGAAGUGCCCUUUGUGUGGAACUUCCUGGAGGGACAUAACAAGGCUGUGGAAGGUGAACCUUCCACCUUCCCCAAGGCCAUACAUUAUACCAGGGGAGGGCCGUGGUUCGACGCGUGGAAGAAUUGCGAGUUUGCAGACCUGUGGUUGGAUGAGAUGGAGGACUACAUGAAGGAUACCAAGAAAUCAAGCGGGAACUGA
Messenger RNA from Linum trigynum, 780 nucleotides. NCBI's taxonomy places the organism in Eukaryota, Viridiplantae, Streptophyta, Magnoliopsida, Malpighiales, Linaceae. The record is from the annotation of a GenBank genome assembly.